Molecule: messenger RNA, 3573 nt
Organism: Colletotrichum godetiae
Lineage: Eukaryota; Fungi; Ascomycota; Sordariomycetes; Glomerellales; Glomerellaceae
Exons: 5
Coding region: 1-3573 (1190 amino acids)
Biological process (GO): protein phosphorylation
Molecular function (GO): ATP binding; protein kinase activity
Source: RefSeq, a predicted model, not a curated record
AUGUCUCGCGACAGCGCAUUAAUGGACGGAUCUCUGUUGUCCUUAGGAGACCAACUUUGCCAGCGCUUUGUCCACAGCAAAUUUGACGAUCGUAGUUUACCCUUCUUGCCGGAAGGAUCUAUUGAGAGCCUCGUCACCGAGAGCGCGAUUUCCACCGAGCUGUUCGACGAAGACGAUGUUCCCCAGACACCAGAAAAAGCACUAAUACGUUUCGUCAAAGAAAAAGCAAAGAAAGUCUUCGCAAUCACAGUUUGCAGCGGAAUUAGCGGAGCUGAGCUCCUGACGACUAUGAGGUUCUUCAAGAGUAUUAGUUUUACCGACAAUGACCUACCGAUCAAGAACCCCGAAACGCCUGGCCAAGGCUCCCUGUCAUGGACUUUUUACUUCCCAUUCGACCAAAUGCGAGAGAAACCCAUCUUCAAAAUUUGGAAUGGCUGGAAGAUCAGUGGAUUUUACACCCAACAAUGGAGGUUUCUAGCACCAGUGUUUUCUAAAACCAGGUUUCAGCACUACCUCUCUCCCGACUCUAUUUUCCCGUUCACUUGGGUCAACAACAUUGUCAAAGGGGGCAUGUUUAGCCAAGUGUACGAGGUCGAAAUCCAUCCACGACACCAAGAGCACCCAGAAAUGACAAUAGAUGGUCAUCCAGCCCACGUCGCCAUCAAAGAGAUUCUUGUCAACAAUGAUCUGCGCCAAGAGAUCGAGAAGAACUACGAAGAUGAACGGAAAGCGCUCUCCGAAAUCACUGAUCUUCGACACAACCAUAUCAUUCAACGGAUUGCGGCUAUCGAGCGCGGAGAAAAGCGAUAUUUCAUGUUUCAAUGGGCUGACGGCGGCAAUCUCAGAGAGUUUUGGAAAGAACAAAACCGGCCAACUCUCACAUCAGACCUGGUGAAGCAAGCGAUCACUCAGCUUUGGGGGCUCGCCGAUGCUCUGCAUGCCUUGCAUAACUACAAGGAUCAAGGCAAUUACCGACACGGGGAUUUGAAGCCGGAGAAUAUUCUCCGAUUUAAAGACAAGACUUGUGUUGGCAUCCUCAAAAUUGCAGACAUGGGUCUUGCGAAGCACCACAACGAUGCCACUGCAGUACGGAAGAAGGCCACCAGUGCAAAGUAUGGUACGGUCCGAUAUGAGCCGCCUGAAGUUGUCACCAACCGCCUCGACAAGGCGCGGUCCAGACUUUACGAUAUUUGGUCCAUGGGCUGUAUCAUGCUCGAGUGCAUGAUUUGGCUCAUGUAUGGCUGUAAGGCAUUGGAUAAUUUCGACGACAGUCUGAAUGAUGGAUACGAUUCCAGCUUCUUUAAAAUUAAGGAAGUCGACGGAGCGCCAGUGGCAGAAGUUCAUCCCACUGUCGUGAAAUGGAUGGACUUGAUGGCCGCCGACCGGCAGUGUGGUAAAGACUCGGCACUCGGCGAUCUACUCGACCUCGUCAGAAACCGAUUGCUCGUUGUUCCUUUGCGGAUCCAAGCGCCGACGAGAAUCCUCAACGGAACUGAGGGAAUACCAUCCAUUGAGGAAAACUUGAACAGACAUAUAUCCGUGACCAGCGCCAGCCAAAACACGCCCGAGAUCGGCCCCUACCGCGCUGAUGCCAGAGCUAUGCGAUCUGGAUUGGAAAGGAUUCUUCGAAAAGCAGAUUCCAACCAGAUCUAUCUCUGUAGAUCACAGGAUCGACAAAAUCUUCACGGCCCUGCAUUGAUCCCACAAAGAUCGCACUCCAAUAGCUUACUAUCGCCAGUGGCUGCUGAAACAACGUACAUGACGAAAGUCCGAGACAAAAUGCCGAACGACCUGUUCCUACCCCAAGCUCAGAAGCUCUGUCAACAUUGCGAGAGACUAGACAUCCUCGCAACUGGAUUUUAUCUGUCUGAUACAGUCUCAGAUCUGCAAAAAAGAGCGAGCGCAUGUGAUUUCUGCAAUUUACUUUCAGAAGUCUGCAAAACGUUGCGAAAGUCGGGCUCUUUCCAAUUGAACCGUGAAGGUUCUACUUUAAAAAUGGCUGGUAUCACCGAUCCCAUUUUGAGUAUUUUCCAUGAUCUAGGUACGCGGAAGCUCUCAUUUCUUGCUAACAUCGGACUUCAGCUUGGAUUCCCGAGACUUGCCCCGGGCGGCCAUGAGUUGCACUUCGAAGUUUUACGACAUUGGCUCCAGAGCUGCGAUCUGGGUGGGAGUCAUAGCAACUGCCUGCAAGCCCUUGAAGUCAAUCUUCCAACGAGGCUUCUUGACGUCUCUGGCUCGCAGAUUCGUCUGUGGGAAACGAACGGGGCUCGCGGAAAGUACCUGGCUUUGUCCCAUCCCUGGGGAGAACCCGCGAAACAUCGACAUUUCUGCACCUACACAAACAAUAUUGAGAAGCACAGGAACGGGAUCAACUUUGAAGACUUACCUGCUACUUUCAAAGACGCCGUUAUCACAACGAGAGAGCUUGGCUUUCAGCAUCUGUGGAUAGACUCGAUCUGCAUCAUACAGGGGCCCGACGGAGACUUCACGGAAGAAUCAAAACAUAUGGAGGAUGUGUUCAGCUUCGCAUACUGUGUCCUUGCAGCAAGUCGCGCCACCGGGCAAGAGGAUGGUUUUCUCGGACCUCGACCCGACAGAGACUACGUCACUUUCAAUCGAAGCAACAGUGGCAAAUAUCAUGUCUGUCGGCAGAUUGAUGACUUUGAAGGCGACGUGAUUGAGGGAAAACUCUGCCAACGAGGAUGGGUUCUGCAGGAGCGAGCACUGGCUCACCGGUCGAUUUACUUCACCGAAAGACAGACGUACUGGGAGUGCGGCCAAGGAGUACGCUGCGAGACAAUGACGAAGCUGGAUAACAACGUUGCCGCGUUCCUCGGUGAUCCACGAUUCCCUACAAUCGCCAUGAACUCGCCGAGAGGCGCCAAGAUCCAUCUCUACCAAGACUUGUACAAGCAGUACUCGCGUCUACAAUUCUCUAGAAAUGAAGACAGGCCGUUCGGUAUAGCUGGUCUUGAGAAGAGGCUCAUACAAAGCUUCAAGACCCACGGUGGCUAUGGUGUUUUCGACGAUGGUGGUGGAUUACUACGACGGAGCCUUCUUUGGCAGAGAGGAUCUGAUUCGAUCCUCUACAGGAUCAUCUUCCCAGCCGAAAGAGACCUCGAAGUUCCUACAUGGUCUUGGAUGGCAUACAAAGGAGGCAUAGACUAUCUGGAGCCUCCUUUCGAUGGCGUGGACUGGGAAAAAAGUGAGAUCCAGUCGCCAUGGGCUAACAAGUCACCGGAUGGGUUCUACCAUACUUCAGACAAGAGCCUGGGCAUCAGCCUCAGCGCUGUUGCUCGUGAGUUCUCUCAGCUCGACACCAAUCACUCGGCGAGCAAACUCAUCUUUGACAAUCCGGCCAAAAGUGAUGGCCAACUAGCAAACGUGAGAGUGAUUGUUGUGGGAAGGUCUAGAAGUAAGACACAAGAUUCUGAGCGGAGGUGUUAUGUUUUGGUCGUCACUCCAAAGGCUAUGAAACAUUCUGCUGGAAUGAUGGUAUAUGAACGUACGGGAGUGGGUUAUAUGCCUGACAGUUGCAUUUCGCAGAACGGAACUCCAGUCAAGAUACAGUAG